AUUCUUGUGAAGGAUAAGAAUGUUGGACUAAGAAUCAAAAACAAAUUCAUAGAGAAAGGAAGGUUUAACCACUAACUAUGACCCCAUGCUUCAUGAGAAAAUCUGAAGUAUUCGAAAAGUCAACGAUUACUUACGGCAUUCGAGACGGGAAACAGGAAAAUCAGGGACUUGAGGGGGGCGGGAACCAUGCCCAGUAGUUCAUCGUCCAUGCCAUAGAUGUCCACGAUGUUCCACAGAGGAGACACGCCCAUUUGGGCCAUGAAUUUAUUCAGAACCUGAAAGAUUUUUAUAAAUUUAGCGAUUUCUAUCACAGCUUUGAGAACGAAUAUCGGUUCUUACAUCCGGAUUGGAUUCCAGCGGUAACCAGGUGGCUUCACUCAUUUUGGAGGUUUUCUCACUCGUGAAUUUUUAGAACCCGAACGAAUACCUGCUUGCACUACCGAAUGCAAAAUCAAAUUACCAGCUAGCUAGGUUACCAACAAGUUAAUUCAAUUUCUUCCGAUAAUCCUAUUAUUUAUGACUCAGCUCCAGCGAGAGGAAAAAUUAUCAAUGCAACAUGCACAGCAAAUCGCACCACAAAACUGCAAAAACGGCAAAAACGAAAGGGCGCUUGGACGAUGACAAUUCAAAAUUGAAAAUGCCGGCCGGCAUGUUUUCGAGCAGUCUCAAGGAGAUUCGAGCAGAUUGGUGUCGACCACAAAAUAGAUUUAGAGACCUCUGUUCCAAAAUCCUCUGAAAUCGAAUUAUUUAUGAAAAUUAUCCAAUUUUUGUGCCACAUUUUGUUCAAGUGUUUGAUCGGGAAUUUGAAAAUCUGGCGCAGCAUCGGCGAGUAGAAAUAAUAAGAAGAAGUCCACUUCCAUCGUAUAGGCGAUAAUUCCGGAAAAUGACUAACUGGGGUCCCCUGGAAUCAAAUCCGGAUGUCUUCAACAAAUUCCUCGCCAGAAUUGGUGUGUCUCCGCUGUGGAACAUCGAAGACAUCUACGGGAUAGACGAAGUACUGCUGGCCGCAGUUUCCAUGCCGCUUAAAGCCCUUAUUUUCCUGUUCCCAUGUUCGGAAUCGUACGAAGCGUACGUUGCUAGUCAGAAUGCGGAACCGGAUGCACACAACACCGGUCAUCCGGCAGGCUUAUUCUACAUGCGUCAGUACGCACGCAAUGCCUGUGGAACAGUGGCUCUGGUCCAUGCGGUUCUUAAUAAUCCAGAUAUCGAACUAGAACCGGGCAGCCCACUUUAUAGUUUUUUGGAACGUGCCAAAGCUGCCAACCCCGAAGACAGGGGCAAAAUGUUUGAAAGUGAUGCUGCUAUCCGAGAGAUUCAUCAAGUACUAGCAACCGAAGGUCAAACGGCUGCUCCCCAUCCUGACGAUGAGGUUUAUCAUCAUUUUAUUGCAUUCGUGCAUGCGGAAGGCAGAUUGUACGAACUGGACGGAAGCAAACGACGCGGUCCGAUAGAACAUGGACCGACAACGCCGGAAAACCUGCUUCACGAUGCUGUGGCCGUGUGUAAACAGUACAUUGAGCGAGACCCGGGAGAGGUUGGGUUUAGCAUGAUGGGAUUGGUGCCUACCCAAUAAAAAUGAAGGAACUUUUCGGUAAGAUUCUCAUCAGAUGACGGACAACACUCGGAUUGAACUUUGUAACUUUUCAUUUUAUUCAUGUAUUUAUAAAAAUUUUAAAUUUAAAUGAUAUCAAAUAUCACAGAA
Messenger RNA from Uranotaenia lowii, 1702 nucleotides. Its product is annotated as ubiquitin carboxyl-terminal hydrolase-like. NCBI's taxonomy places the organism in Eukaryota, Metazoa, Arthropoda, Insecta, Diptera, Culicidae. Gene Ontology annotation, cellular component: cytoplasm. The coding region runs from base 884 to 1573 and encodes 229 amino acids. Gene Ontology annotation, molecular function: cysteine-type deubiquitinase activity. Gene Ontology annotation, biological process: ubiquitin-dependent protein catabolic process; protein deubiquitination. The record is from RefSeq and is a predicted model, not a curated record. The transcript is spliced from 4 exons.